Caretta caretta (loggerhead turtle) is the source of this 1418-nucleotide messenger RNA. RefSeq names its product killer cell lectin-like receptor subfamily B member 1B allele C. Lineage: Eukaryota; Metazoa; Chordata; Testudines; Cheloniidae. Gene Ontology annotation, biological process: regulation of natural killer cell mediated cytotoxicity. Gene Ontology annotation, molecular function: signaling receptor activity. The record is from RefSeq and is a predicted model, not a curated record. Gene Ontology annotation, cellular component: plasma membrane; cell surface.
AUGGCUGGAGAUAUAGUUUAUGCUGAUUUAAACAUUGCUGGAGCCUCUUCAAGACCACCACAUCCAUCUCAGCACCUCAGUCUCCCUCAGUGCCCACAUUGGCAUCGGAUUGCUCUGGGAGUUGGAUGGGCUGGGAAUGUCAUCCUGGCGGGAGCUGUGAUUGUGCUGGGCGUCUGGGUAACCAAAGGAUCCCGCCUGGAGGAUUUCCCAUCUCAACUGAAACAAAUGCUUUGUGUUUCAUCACACAGCAACUCAACAGAGGGCGCCGAGUGCAAACUCUGCCCCAUGGAUUGGCUGUUGCAUAGAAGGAAGUGCUAUUGGGUCUCUAAAGAAUUUAAAAACUGGAAGAAGAGCUUUGAAGACUGCACAGUGAAGACGUCUCAAAUGCUCGUGAUCCAGGACCAGGACGAGAUGGAUUUCAUACGGAAUGUUACAAGUGGUGUAAAUCAUGUUUGGAUUGGACUUAAUUUUACCUCCCCUGAGAGGAACUGGAUGUGGGUGGAUGGCUCCCUGGUCAAUCAAACACUAUUCCCAAUAACCGGCCUUGCUGAACAGAACAGUUGUGGGGUGAUGAAGGAACAGAUUCGUUCUGAAAUCUGUGGUGGUGAAUUCAAAUGGGUUUGCCAGAAAGAAGCCUUUCAGAUAUAAACAGGGUCUUUAAGUAUAUGUAUUGAUGGAACUGAAGUCGAAAGCAUCCUCCAUGAUAAUUUGUAACGUGAUUAUUUUAAAUGGUUCUGUGUUUAAUCAUUUUAAUUCUCCGGGUCUGUAACUUUAGAAAUCAAUUUUCAAAACAGGGUCUAUUCUCUAUUUUUUGGUUUUAAGAGAAGCUGUUACGAAACCCUGAGAAGCCAGCAAUUUUCUGCUCAUCUUGAUCUUAAUCAUAUUUUCAGGCGUGAACAACUUUUUCAAAACCGAUAGCAGAGGCAGGUUGGGACACCCAAGUGCUGUUUUGGUUCGUUUGACAAACGUAAGUGUUUGAGAACUCUUGCACAUGGGCCAAAUAUUUAGAACUAGCCUCUAAAUCUGUGUGCCCAAAAUCUCCAAUUUCGUUCCUCAGGUCUCGUAGUUGUGUGUCCCGCUGACCAGUUUGGUGAACAAAUGCCAUUUAUUUACCCAAAUCUGAGAUUCUGUGCUACCGAAAAGAAAUUGGGUGGGCAAGUUUAGAGGGAAUAUUCUCUGAAAAUUUGGUCCCAAGGCUUUGAGGUACGAUGGAAUCCAUACAGAGUGAGAUUUUCAAAGGCAGGUAGGCACCCAAUUCUGAUUGAAAGUCAGUGUGCUUCGAAAAUCUCUUAGACCACAGUGUUCCUCUGGAUAUUAUGGGCAAAGUUUGCAACUUAGCCUUUAAGAUGCUCUGGAAGGGGUGGGGUGGGAAUCCAUCCCCACCUUUUUCUUUAAUUUGCUUCUCCACGAUGAAGGCC